CAGCGGGACCAUAUCAACUCGAGCGCUCCAAAUCCGAUAAAUCUGGAUGCGUAAAUCUCGUAAGAAAAGCUUCAUGGUUUUUAACCAUAUACUUUCAUGUUUUGACCUGUGAAGGGACGUGUUUACCCCAUUUAGCUGAGUGAACGAAAUGAAUUCAUUCUUAAGGAAAAUUGUCUCAGGGAAUUUGUCCCUUCCUUCCACCACACUGACAACGAUGUCUUCGAAGGAAGUGAAUUUCACCUGUCAAUUCAAUGAGGAGUUCAAGUAUAUUCUGCUACCUGUAUCAUACUCACUGGUGUGCUUCCUGGGACUGAUACUGAACUCUGUGGCAUUGUGGAUGUUUAUCACUAAGAUGAGGCCCUGGAAACCCAGUACAGUGUAUAUGUUCCAUCUCGCCCUGUCAGACACACUCUACGUGCUCUCCUUGCCUAUGCUCAUAUACUACUAUGCAAACCGCAGCCAUUGGCCUUUUGGUGUUUUCCUCUGUAAGGUCGUGCGGUUUCUUUUCUAUGCCAACUUGUACUGCAGCAUCCUUUUUCUCACUUGCAUCAGUGUGCACCGCUACCUUGGCAUUUGUCACCCCAUUCGUACUCUGACUUUGGUGAAGCCACGCCAUGCCCACAUGGUCUGUGGUUUUGUCUGGACUGCAGUGAUGGCCUGCUUGGUGCCCAAGCUGAUUUUCGUCAACACUUCUCAGAGGGGCAAUGACACUUUGUGUCACGACACCAGCCGCCCAGAUGAAUUUCACAACUAUGUUACCUACAACGCUGUGGUAAUGGUGCUGCUGUUUAUUCUGCCAUUUCUGGUCAUCAUGGUUUGCUACUGUUUAAUGGCACGGGCCCUUUGCCAACCCCGAAAGGGCCUGUCCCAAAGUCAACAGGGCUCAUCCCGGAGGAAGUCUAUUAAACUUAUCAUAGUGGUGCUGGUUGUGUUUGCAAUCUGCUUCGUACCCUUCCACAUCACUCGUUCCCUCUACUACACCUACCGUAUUCUAGACGCAGAUUGCAAGUCCCUUAAUAUCAUCAACUUUUCUUACAAAAUCACUCGCCCACUUGCCAGCAUGAACAGCUGUUUGGACCCCAUCCUCUACUUCCUGGCAGGGGAUCACUACCGCUCUAAACUUAUCAGAGUUUUCACUAGACAGACUCCGAACACUCGUUCUACAGCGUAUGUGCAUGAAAACAACAUCGGACUGGCCUUUAAGAACCCAGAUGCCCAAGUCGGCAAUGAGUCGAGACUCUAAACCCACAUACCCAGACAUUUUGGGUAAUCAUUUAAAAAGCAGUUCUCAUUUAAAAAGUGCUCUCUCUCAAAAUCCAUGUCUUCUAAAGACACACAUCCUGAAGAAUUCAGAACAGUCUCACUGUAAACACUACAGCGUAGGAUAAAAGUAAAGGAAUCUCUUUGGAGAAAGGAUGUGGUUUGCUUUCUUUGUGACCUCCUAAUGUUUCCUAAUUCAGUAUGAUUGCUGGUAAUGUAGUUCAGAGAAACUGCAGCUUGUAUUAUAAAAGCACUGAUGGCCAGUCACUCCAAUGGUUACUUGUAAUGUUGAAGUUUCUCACUGUUGUUCAAGGACAGAACUUUGCAGUGUUGGGGUUCUGUCAAUACUGAAAACAAAACCCACUCUAUAUCCCAGAGAUGGACUCUGGCCUUUGACUGUUACUACAGAAAUGCCAGCACAAAGCCUUUUGUGUGUUCUGUUCUGUCUGAAGGUCUUUCAGUAGGAAAUUAAGGUGCUGUUAAAAUGUCAUUUAUUUGAAUUAAACCGAGAAGUUGAGAUACUUUUAGUGAAAAGGUGAAUGGUAGGUGAAUGGUUGUGGGGGAGGCUGAAAGUCGAGCUGCAGAUAUCCCCUCUUGGCUUGCUUCAUUCCUCUUACAGCUGUUUUUGUCCUUUGGUGGAGAAGAUCUACAGCUGUGUUGCUGUACAUGUGUUUGUGUGUAUUUGAGAGUAAUUGCAUAGCAGAACUGAACGAAGAAAAAAAGAUGGAAGAAAUCAGAUCCGUUUUGGCGUAGUGUAUAGAGUUUUUUUUUUUUUUUUUUUUUCUCCUCGGAUAUAACCUCUGUGGGAAUGUUUGAUUUUGCGCAUUUGAUUAUUUCAUGUUUAGCUUUGUAAAUAUUUUGUGGCAUUUACAUGAUCAUGGUAUUUGUUUAAUUUCAAAUUGUAUUUACAUAAUGUGUUUUGUAUUUACAUUGAAGUGACGUGAGUUUUACUUGCAUAUUCCGUCCAUUUUUAUAUGCCUCUCUCUGAUACAAAAAAUACUUUUUUUUUUUUUUUUUUUUUUUGCAUAAAAACUUGUUUACAUUAUACUUUUAUUUAGAACAUGCUAAAAAUUUGUUGUAAAGCUAAUCAUUUAUGUUGUCUUCUAUUUGCUUUUUGUUAUAAAUUUAAAAUUUAAUUUAUUAAUGGACGAUUUACAACUUUUUUUUGAAUAGUUAUUGAAAUGCAAAUAUCUUGUGUAUUUAUAUCCAACCAUAUAUACUGUACAGUAGAAGAUUGUGUGUGUCAUUUGAGGACACUGAGCAAAAGUUAUAAUUUUUUCUAUUUUAAAAAUGUUAUUGUCCAGUAGACAGAAAACGCAUUUUUAGCAAAUCUUAUGUCAUGCUUAGAACAAUUAAAAAAAAGUCUUCUGUUUUAUAUUUUUAUAUUGUCAUAUUAUUAUUAUUAUUAUUAUUAUUAUUAUUUAAUAAUGUGUGUCUUUUUUUCCUCUUGAGAUUGUGGAGGAGGAGGGACGCUCUUGGGGCUCUUGGGGAAAAGGUUCAUUUUUUCUUUUGGUCAGUAGAGGUCCCCAGAGCUGUUUUUAAAUGUUUUUAUUGAGUGAGUGCAUGGGCUUCAUAUCCUUAAGCUCUAUUUCCAGUGACUUUAACUGAUAAAUACACCUGUUAGCUGCUGCUUUUGUUGUGUGGGUUGUUGAGGUCAUGAAUAGUUUAAUAUGCAGAUGAGAUGGAGAGUUCAUGUCCCCCUUCUUUUCUUACACUCUGAAUAAUUAGAAAUAAAUAAAAUCAAAUAAGCCAAGGUCCAUGUAUACAAUACAUGUAUAUAAAUAAAGAAUUUUUCCAAAAAUGA
This is a messenger RNA of Ctenopharyngodon idella (grass carp), 3064 nucleotides long. It is a transcript of the gene p2ry4, whose product is annotated as pyrimidinergic receptor P2Y4. The transcript has 2 exons. The record is from RefSeq and is a predicted model, not a curated record. Lineage: Eukaryota; Metazoa; Chordata; Actinopteri; Cypriniformes; Xenocyprididae. Gene Ontology annotation, cellular component: plasma membrane. Gene Ontology annotation, biological process: transepithelial chloride transport; G protein-coupled receptor signaling pathway. Gene Ontology annotation, molecular function: G protein-coupled UTP receptor activity; G protein-coupled purinergic nucleotide receptor activity. Bases 149 to 1243 code for a protein of 364 amino acids.